Molecule: messenger RNA, 662 nt
Organism: Diabrotica virgifera virgifera (western corn rootworm)
Lineage: Eukaryota; Metazoa; Arthropoda; Insecta; Coleoptera; Chrysomelidae
Exons: 3
Coding region: 273-581 (102 amino acids)
Source: RefSeq, a predicted model, not a curated record
CGACGAACUUAUCUGUGUUUAUAUCCGUAGAAACUUAGUCAAUAUCUCAACUAACUUUCCAAACGCUGUUAGUUGUUAGUUCCUCAUUAAUAUGCAGUCUUGAAGUGAAACGAAAUAAUAUGCCAGCCAAAGUGUUCAGUAUUGUUUAUGGAUUUGGAAAAAUACAACUUGAUAAGAACAUAAAUAGAAAUAUUAAUAUUCUUCGGGUAAAUAAGGGAAAUAAUUAACUCACUAAGUAGCUACUAGUAGAUGGAAAUCUGGAAGAUAAUAAUAUGACUUUAGCGAUGAAUGUAUUUGUUAAUUGUAUUGUACUAUUCACGGGUAAACUGGAUAUUUUUUCGGGGCAACGAACAAAUGAAAGAACAAAAGUAUUUACAAACGGAUAUAGACCUAACUAUGGAACAAUAAUGCACUAUAACCAGGGUACGAACGAUGCUCAAAGCCAGGAAGCUGCUUCUGGAAGAGGACCUCCAAGUCCUGGGGAACUUCCUGGAAGAGGUCCAGCUGACAUGCCUCCUGGCCAGAACAAACAAUCGGAGGCAACAAACAAGGGAACUGCAGGAGGUACUCCGAGCACCUAGUCAGUUUGAAUGAAAGGAAAACAAUGGUUUUGUGAAUAAUCUACAUUUUAUUAUAUACACAAUAAAGCAUUUUAUACAGUU